This is a messenger RNA of Clonostachys byssicola, 1374 nucleotides long. Lineage: Eukaryota; Fungi; Ascomycota; Sordariomycetes; Hypocreales; Bionectriaceae. The record is from the annotation of a GenBank genome assembly.
AUGGUUGUUGCUAUGCCAUCACGCUGGUUGAUGCUCCCCUUCACCAGCUUGGCUUUUCAAUGGCCACUCUGCAUCGCUACAGCUCCAAGAACCCCCGGACAAUGGACACUUGCAGCAACCGGAGACUUGAUUGGGGACGUAGUCGCUACAAAUGACACUCGCACUGCUGCUGUAUGGAACAUUACCCAGGCCGCCGACUUUGCCUUUUUCAACAUGGAAGGGCAGAUACUAAACGAGCAGACCUUCACCGGGUAUCCUGCCUCUGAGAACGGCGGUGAUAACUUCUACGGAGGCGUCGGUGGCGGUCCAUAUUACCCACCCGAACAAGCUGCCUUACUCGCCAAGUACGGUUUCAACCUUGCCUCCCACGCUAACAACCAUGCUUGGGACUUUGUCGAGGCGGGUAUGAUCAGCACCCAUGAGAACCUCGCCAAGGUGGGCAUAUCGACUUCAGGAUCCGGUGUUGGACUCGACGAAGCACGACGAGCGGUAUUUGUUACCAAGGGCAACAGGCGGCUGGCACUCGUUAGCGCAGCAGGUACGCAUACUCCUCAGUCCGUUGCUGGGCCUGGAGAUCCAGACGAGCACCUGCGGUCUCGACCUGGCGUCAGUGUUCUUCGUGCGACACCUUUCACUGUCGUCGAUGCCGCAGGAUUUGACCAGAUUCGAAACAUUGCCAAGUCUCAAGGGCAAAUCUUGGCAGGUGACGAGACUAGCAUCACGUUAUAUACUGGCCAGACUCAGAUUGCCUGGUCCAACUGGCUGCUAGGAGAACAAUCCGGAUCGUCUAUUUCAUGGGACAUCAACCCGGAGGACUACACUGGCAUCUUGAAUUCAAUCAAGGAGGCGAAGAAACAGUCCGACGCCACAAUCUUCUCGCUGCAUGCUCAUGAGUCUGAAUCAGGCGCUGCGGACUCUGAUAUCCCUCUCCCGCCCGCAUCCAGUGUACCUGCCAGUUACUCACGAAACAUCAGCCACGCCGCAAUUGAUGCUGGUGCUGAUGUGGUGUUAAUACAUGGACCGCACACUUUGAGAGGCAUUGAGGUCUACAAUUCACGCCCCAUCUUCUACGGCUUGGGGUCUCUCACUUAUAGUCUCGGGCUGUCGUUUCGUGGAUACAAUCUUCCAAUCGAGUGGGACGACGGGAUAAUCGCCGAGACCAAGUUUGAGAACGGGUCGCCGGCCGAGGUUCUCCUGCAUCCCCUUGUGCAUAACCAGUUGACAAACGAUACAUCUCUCCCAGAUCGCACCAUGCCGAAACUGGCGCCAGUGGCAGAAGCUCAGCGUAUUUUAGCGCAUCUGCAGAACACUUCGAAGCUGUUUGGAACGGAGAUCGUUGUGAAAGAUAAUGUUGGAUACAUAAAAAUUAUUUAA